This is a messenger RNA of Clarias gariepinus (North African catfish), 1732 nucleotides long. RefSeq names its product amnion associated transmembrane protein (gene amn). The transcript has a single exon. Bases 36 to 1454 code for a protein of 472 amino acids. Gene Ontology annotation, biological process: receptor-mediated endocytosis; intracellular protein localization. Gene Ontology annotation, cellular component: apical plasma membrane; endocytic vesicle. The record is from RefSeq and is a predicted model, not a curated record. NCBI's taxonomy places the organism in Eukaryota, Metazoa, Chordata, Actinopteri, Siluriformes, Clariidae.
UCCAGAUUUCCUUAUGUCUCAUUUCAUACUCAGUCAUGAUGGCAACCAAACAAGACCUUUUUAUUUUGCUCUCUAUGCUCAGUUCGGCGUGUGCACUCUACAAGCAAUGGGUUCCAGACACCAACUUCGAAAAUGCGACAAACUGGGACAAAGGUUCUGUGCCUUGUGGAAGUGACAAAGUGAUAUUUCCACCCCAUGGCAAGGUAGCAGUGUAUGUGGAGGGAGCGCAUACACUUUCAGAAAUGUUUCUGCCUGUGGAAGGAGAGUUUAUUCUGGCCUCAGGUUCUGGUUUUUCCAUUAGAGAAGGUCAGGAUCCUAGCUGUGGGACAGGCAGCACAAAAACCUUUAAAGACCCUGACUCUUUGGAGUGGUUCGAUCCUGCUCUAUGGAAGGCGGCUUCCUCGUUAGAUGACCUGCAGAGCGGGCCCUAUAUCUUCUCCGUCGAUGAUGAGGCUGUACCUUGCCAGCAUGAUGAUGUAGUGUUCCGGGCUGGCUCUUCUUUCCGUGUGAAACUCUCAGCACAUGAUGGAAGCAUUUCUGUGAAGAGUGUGUCAGUGCUGGGGAAGAAAUUCCAUGACAACUCUGACUUCACACAGUACGCUAGUUCCCAACUCGGGAAGCUGCAGUUUCAUGGAUCUUCAGCAGUCAGUGUCAGUGGAUCAGCCUGCGGUGAUAUCACUGGUUGUGUGUGUGAAAAUUCAGGUAACCAUGACUUGAUCUGCUCAAAGGUCACGUGUCCACCUCUGCACUGCAAGAAACCCUUGGAGCCAGUGGGGCACUGCUGUUAUGUAUGUGGUGCCAUCGUGACUAUUCAUUUCUCUAAAACCUUUGGCCUCGAAUCGUACCGUCAGCGACUACAGCACCUCUUUCUCAGCUUGUCUAAGUAUAAAUCUAUUCACAUGGCUUUGUCAAAAGUAUUAAAACCUCAGAGACUGAUGCAAAUCAUUCCUUAUGGGAACACCCAAGUGAUUCAGGUGGUUCUCCUGGAGGAAAAUACUGGUUCACAGUCUGGAAAGCUAGCUGAGGCUCUUGCUCGGGAUAUACUGAAGGACAUUGCUGACCAAGGUUCUCACCUGGGCAUAGACAGUGCAGACUUUUAUGGAUCGUCAGGAGCAAGUAGUGGUGAUGUAUCUGGAUUAAGUGGUGGAGAGGUGACUGGGAUUAUCCUGGGUAUUCUGGCUUUGGUGGCUUUCCUGGCUCUGUUUAUAGUUCUUCAACGCCGGGGAAUGCUCAGAGUGCCACGUUUACCCCGGUUGAGUAGCUGGAGGAAGAGUAGUGAGAUUGGAGACCUGGGUGGGCCUCUAGAUCAUAAUUUUGAUAACCCCAUGUUUGAGAAGCAAAACCCAGAGAUCCCUGGGCUGUAUGGAACAGAGAGUCUGGGUGGUAUCACUUUAACACAUUCAGGUGUGCACUUUGUCAAUCCUGUGUAUGAUGAAACUGACUUUAAUGCAUGAUGCUGAUUUAAUGUGAUACUCCUGUCACUCCUUCACAUGUUGUUGCAAUGUAAGACGUAAAGCCAUACAUAAAAUUGCAUAAUGAAAUAGCACGGUGUGAUUAAAAAAUUUUGUUUGUUGCUUAUUCCAGUACAGUAAUUGCAAGAAUUUUUUAAAAUCUUUAUUAGGAUUCUUUAUUAGGAUCUUUAUUUGAUCUGAAUGUUAAAUGAAUGAAAUGUUAAAUGAAACUUAAGAUAACAUUAUAAUUAAGUACAGUUCUAAAUUACUUAUACAGUCAC